GACAUGCUAGUGAGAGCAGGAAAUGUUUGAGAAAAAUUCGAAUAGAACUGUUGUCGUUUUGUCCAGUGUUCUGGUCUGGUUUCUCGCUACUUCUGAGGCGGGCCGCAGUGAAAUCCUACAGAGGCUAAAAGACAAAUCCUGGCCUUGGUUUGGUGACAGUUAUCAACGGGACUGUCCUGAUUCAACUCAAAAUCCCACUCGAUGUUUUAACAUCAGGCCACAAGCAGAGUCUGUGUUAGAACGAGCAGGACUACCCAGCAACAUCACCCUCACCACAGACCUGGACGUUGUGUUUUCUAGCCCCAAAGAAAAAGUGGACGUAUGUGGCAAAUCACAAGAGAUGGACGCUGUGAAAGCCUUCAGGCUAAAUGAGAAUGGUCAAGAAAUCAAAUCCCAUUUGGAGCUUGGAUCUCAAAUCUAUCGCCGACCACCAAGAGUAAAUUGGAGUCCAAAUUUUAAUAAAACCGACACAUUUACUCUAAUUAUUUACGACGUGGGUCUGCUUAAAGUUAGAGCAUUUUGGAGUUCAAUCAAGCAAAAAAAUGGAACUUUUCAAGGAGAGACCUCCGCUUUUUAUCAGCCCCCCGCCAACCCGUUACCAAUCGUCAACCCGAUAUUGAUUGUCCUAUUAAAAAAAGACAUCUAUGAUUAUUGGCACCAGUAUAGAAAAAGGCCGACAAAAGAAACAGCCAUUGCGGUCCGAGAGAAAAUGAUGACUAUGUUCGGAGACGGCGCAGACGUGGUAGGUCUCCAGGUGUUUUACACUGACGGAUCUUCUAUGUUUGAAAAGUAUAUGGCUUGUACCGAGGGGUACAUCUGUGACAAGACUUGUACACAGAAGUUUCGAGAAUAUGCUGACAACGAAAAGAUAAAAAAUCAAUUUGUUAAUCUUGACUUGAGUGGAAUUGACAUGUACGUAAAUAUGUAUUUCUACGCCUUCUUUGCUGGUGCUUUUGAAAUCGAUUGCUGCCAUGGUAUAAAUCGUAACUCGAGACCCGGGAGUCAUCGGGGAAUACCAGGCGAUGAUUUUAAAGUGGAUAGCUAUGAAAGAUUAUGUCAGUGGAAAUGUCAUGGCAACAGGGAGAUCGAGAUAUCAAGCACUGAGUUGAACAUUUACGGAGACAACAACCUCUACACAUUUUUCGGUGUAGUCACUAACAACAUGGGAGAUUAUCGUGUACAAACGAUUUAUAAGCUGCUCAACGUGAGACUUACUGACAUAGAUCCAAGAAUUGGGGGCAACGAUGAUUUUAUCUUGAUGGGUAACACCACGAAGCGGCUGUUUUUCUUGCUGUUCUCAUCGGUCGACCAGCAAAAUGGUGAACCUUCGUCUGACAGUCUAACGGGCAAGAUAAAGCUGCCCGAAGGUUUAACGUUACGGGGCAUAUCUUGGAUCGACUUUGACAACAAAUACAUCACACCAAUAAGUUCGUCUUGCGAUGACCCGAGCCUAAAAUGUCCCCCAAGUGAUCCGACCAUUUCAGAUGAUGAGAAUCGUGUGUACUACACUCUGACCUUUACCAACCAGCUGUUUGAGGAAGAAAUUGAUGAAAGGAAAUCCUCCCCGCCUACCCCGCCCUCUCCAUCUCCCACAGACAAGCCAAACAAUGCCGUCAAUGAUUUCAACCACCCAGGUGUUUUCAUGUUAGGUACAUUGUUCAUGGUGUGUUCACUUAUUUGACUUGGUACAUUGUUCAUGGUGUGUUCACUUAUUUGACUAGGUACAUUGUUCAUGAUGUGUUCACUUAUUUGACUUGGUACAUUGUUCAUGAUGUGUUCACUUUUUUGACGAAGGUAUAUUUAUGUCAAACGGACCGUUUUGUAAAUACGUGAACUUGUCCAAUUACACGUUAAAUUGUUCGAAUUAGGAUUAACUUUAUUUAGGUACCAUAAUUUAUAUAGUUAUAUGUCACAAGGCAGCCGAUGAACUUGUUCUGUCGACGCUUUCGUUAUAGAAUAUUUUUGCUAGCAGAAAGUAGUGGUCGAUUUAUGUGAGUUACUUUGAAUAGAAGUCCGGUUAUAACUGGUAUAUAAAAGGAAGAGGUCGGGUUGUAACAUGUAUAUAGAAGGGAGAUUAUAAGCAGACGAUUGAAAGUAAGGAUGAUGUUAUACCAUAAUGAAUUAUCAGGUUGUUAGAGGUGCAUUAAAAGGAGGGGUUGGGCUAGAAACUGAAAUUUUUUUCUAAAGGAUAAGAAAUUAUUUUCAUGGCGGACUAUGUAACAGGAUAAGGUAACGUAAGUCCACGCUCAUGAUCACGUUUGGGUGUUUAAGUUUUAGUUUACUUAGCUUGUUAUAAAUGUUGAGAUUUCUUUGAUCCAGAAUUACGUACUGAAUGAA
Messenger RNA from Physella acuta, 2337 nucleotides. RefSeq lists its product as uncharacterized. NCBI's taxonomy places the organism in Eukaryota, Metazoa, Mollusca, Gastropoda, Physidae. The record is from RefSeq and is a predicted model, not a curated record.